AUGCCUGCCCGCACAUCAAGGACCUCGCGGGUCUCCAGUGCCCUUUCGCACAAAACGUCCUCGACAACCCUUGGCCGCCCCUCUGCCGCGUCGCGCGCCUCGUCUGUCAACCUCGACAUCCCGGCCGAGCCUGAAGACAAUGCUCUGCGUGCAAAGAUUGCGCCUGUCUUUCGCGAGGCGCAGAAAAACACGGCCUCGCACCGCAAGCUCGCAGUGAACCUGCGCAAGAUCCAGGAGGCCUGCUGUUACGAACCGACGAGCGUCAAGGCGUCGGCCGCAGUGUCCGCUGACUUUCACGAAGAUGACUUCAACGAGGAGUUUGUUCGCUGCGUGUACCGCGUCAUGCCAGUCAAGAAGUCGGAGCCAGUCGGCGACAAGGUCAUUCGCUUCGUCGGCCUUUUCCUUCGCCACGCUAUCGAGAAGGAUAACGAGCUGCUGGGCGAGGUCGACGAGGAUGCUAGCACCAUGCCGGAGACCCCUGGCACGCGUCUAACGGGCGUCCUGGUCGACAAGGUCCUUCUCCUUCUGGUCGCCAAGGACAAGUACGUGCGCUACCGCGCCACCCAGCUCAUCUCGCAUAUUGUCAACUCACUCGACGCUAUCGACGACGAUUUGUUCCAGAAGCUGCGCUCUGGUCUGCUGCGGCGCAUUCGCGACAAAGAGGCCAUGAUCCGCGCGCAAGCCGUCCUGGGCCUGGGCCGUCUUGCCGGUAACUCCGUCGAAGAGGCCCAGGACUCGGACGAUAGCGAGGGCGGUGCCGCUGCGAUUGGCCUGCUCGACAAACUUCUCGAGGUCCUCCAAAACGACCCUAGUGCGGACGUCCGUCGGUCGCUGCUGGUCAACCUGCCGAUUCUGCCCAACACACUGCCAUACCUUCUUGAGCGUGCGCGAGACUCGGACGCCGCCACCCGCCGCGCGGUUUACUCUCGUCUGUUGCCAGCCCUGGGCGACUUCCGCCACUUGUCGCUGUCAAUGCGCGAGAAGCUCCUCCGCUGGGGCCUGCGUGACAGAGACGAGAACGUCAGAAAGGCUGCCGGCCGCCUCUUCCGUGAACGCUGGAUUGAGGACUGUGCUGGCCUGCCUGAAGCGGGUGAAGACGGCCAGCCGGCGGAACCUGCGGCGCCCAGCUUUGACGGCCUUCUUGAACUUCUUGAGCGUAUCGACGUUGUCAACUCGGGUGUCGAUGAGGGCGUGGCGCUCGAGGCCAUGCAGGGCUUCUGGGAGGGCCGUCCCGACUACCGCGAUGCCGUCAACUUUGACGACGCCUUCUGGGAGACGCUCUCUGCUGAGUCCGUGUUCAUGGCGCGGAGUUUCAACGACUUCUGCCGCAGUGACGACAGCGGAAAAUAUGAGUAUCUGAUUGAAGAGAAGCUGCCGGAGGUCACGAAGCUCGCGUUCUACCUGGAGCGCUACACUAAGGUGCUUGUCGACGCCAUCAAGAGAGCCGAGGAGAAGGAGGUCGACGAGGACGAAGAGGACGAGGAAGAGGAUACCGUAGAGCAGGAGUUCAUUGUCGAGCAGCUGCUUCACAUUGCCCUCACACUGGACUACUCUGACGAGGUGGGCCGGCGUAAGAUGUUUGCGCUGCUGAGACAGAGCCUGUCCAUCUCGGACCUGCCCGACGAGGUGACGAAGCUGACGGUCAACGUCCUACGCGACAUCUGUGCACCUGACGCCGCUGGUGAGCGCGAGUUCUGCAGCGUCGUCCUCGAGGCCGUUGCGGACGUGCACGACACGAUUCUCGACGACGUGGACACGAACGAAGCUGCCGAAGACGACAGCUUCCACUCUGCCCGGUCGGAAGUGAGCAGCGACACGACGCCGACCAAGAGCAGACAAUCAUCCAAGCAGCCCGAGCUGACAGAAGAGGAGGCCCAGGCCAAGGCUAUCAAGGAGAUUGUCAUCAACCUCAAGUGCCUGCACAUUGUGCAGUGCAUGCUCUCCAACGUCAGCGGCAGCCUCCAGAAGAACGACCACCUCGUGGCUAUGCUCAACAACCUGGUUGUUCCGGCCGUACGCAGCCACGAGGCGCCCGUUCGUGAGCGUGGUCUCGUGUGUCUUGGCCUAUGCGCCCUGCUUGAUCGGUCCCUGGCCGAAGAGAACCUGGAAGUUUUUAUGCGCUUCUACACCAAGGGUCACACCUCCCUGCAGAUUACGGCCCUGCACAUUCUGACCGACAUCCUAAAUGUUCACGGCGCGCAGCUGCUCUCCAGCAACCCGGCCUUGCUCCGCGUAUACGUCAAGGCCCUCCGCUCAGGUGCCAAGGCCCCGGAGGUGCAAGCGACAGCGACAGUGGCCGUCUCCAAGCUUCUACUCGGCCGUGUGGUGACGGACCAAGAAGUGGCAUUUGAGUUGCUCAAGACGUUGGUCGUUGCUUACUUUGAGCCUUCCAGUUCUACCAACCAGGGUGUCCGCCAGGCACUCAACUACUUCCUUCCUGUGUUCUGCUACUCUCGUGCCGAGAACCAGGCGCUGAUGCAGGCUGUGUCGCUGGAUGCCCUGCACGCACUCUUCAACGUGCGUGAAGGCCUGGAAGAUGACGAUGAGGACGUUGAUGCCGAGAUGGCCAGCCUGGCAACGAUCGGUGCAUGCUUGGUUGAUUGGACGGACCCCCGCAAAUGCUUCGUUCCCGGCAUGCCUGCGGACGUCGAGAAGAAGAAUGUCAACGCCGACGUGCAUUUAGACUUUGCUAAGGCCAUUCUCGACCGCUUGUACGGCAACGCUAGCAAGGAGGAGAAGAAGGCAGUUGCACCACUACUGGGCAAGCUGUACGUGUCGCCGACGUCGACCGAAGAGAAGAUUCGGGCGGUGUACGAAGAGGUCUCGGAAGCAGUAGAGAGCCAGCUGCUGUCGGAUGCGACCAGUCGCAAUGCGCUCUACAAAAUCCAUGUCAGCCUCGGCAAGAUUGUCAACAACCUCGACCAGGCACAAGCGUCCCACAUUGGCGGCAGCGGCAGUGUCGUGGGGGGCCGUCGCAGCAUGAGCCGGGCCACAUCGCUGGGAGUAGAUGACCGCACCAUUCUGGCGGGCAACAACGAGGACCGGACAAUCGUGGGCCAGAUCAAGGAAGAGGACGAAGACGAGGGUGAUGGCGUCUUAGAAGACCUGAAUGAGACGGACGUGGAUGCAGAUGAGAUCGGAGACGGCACCACGAUACAAAUGACGACGGUACAGGCAGACGAAGACUCGCUGACAGAUGAUCUUCUCGAUGAUUGA
Molecule: messenger RNA, 3216 nt
Organism: Sporothrix brasiliensis 5110
Lineage: Eukaryota; Fungi; Ascomycota; Sordariomycetes; Ophiostomatales; Ophiostomataceae
Product: condensin complex subunit 3
Exons: 2
Coding region: 1-3216 (1071 amino acids)
Biological process (GO): mitotic chromosome condensation
Cellular component (GO): condensed chromosome; condensin complex
Source: RefSeq, a predicted model, not a curated record